GUUAGGACUUUAGAGGACCCAUGGCAAGCUAAGCCUGAAAUUGCCUAUUAAGGCACCAAUCCCCCAACUAUAUAAACUUCAACUUCCCCCUCAUUCUUCCACACCAAAUUUGCCAACGAAAGCAAGAAAGAGACAAAAAAAGAAACAUAAGCUCCAAGAAAAUGUCUUCUCUAAUCACAAGUGAGAUCAGAGCCAGCGCAACAGAGUUCUAUGAAGGGAACGACCUCUGCCAAGAGAAAUCCAAGUGCCUCCUCAAAGAUAUGAACUUGCCAAAUGGCUUGCUCCCCAUACAGGACAUGGAAGAGUGUGGCUACGUCAAGCCCACCGGUUUCGUCUGGCUCAAGUCGAAGAAGAAGACCGACCACAAGUUCGAGCAGAUCGGGCGCUCGGUCCAGUACUCGACCGAAGUCACGGCUACCAUUGAACCCGGCAAGAUCAAGAAGCUAACCGGGGUGAAGGCCAAGGAGCUCAUGUUAUGGCUGACUAUCCAUGAGAUUUGCACAGAUGAGCCCGACACCGGGAAGAUCCACUUCAAGAGCACGACCGGGUUAUCGAGGACCUUCCCGAUCUCAGCUUUUGUGGUCGAGGAAAAGGAGGAAGAGCAGAAGAAGGAGAAACUUGCUAAUAAUGGUGAGGUGGAUGUGGCCGUGGCAGUCAAAGAAGUUUAAAUCCAUCAUCUGGUUAUUUACUUGCAGUAUACUACAAUUGUCCAAAAUGGAAGGUUAAAGUUUGAUUUCCACUGUUUUCGUUAUUCAUUUGGCCAUUUGGUCAAGUACUUCAUAUAAAUAACAAACUUUACAUUUCCAAUACUCCGUAUUAUUUAAUGGUCAA
Cuscuta epithymum is the source of this 831-nucleotide messenger RNA. The record is from the annotation of a GenBank genome assembly. NCBI's taxonomy places the organism in Eukaryota, Viridiplantae, Streptophyta, Magnoliopsida, Solanales, Convolvulaceae.